AUGCCAGGCGAAGUCUUGAUCGGCCGAAUCCACAACGAAUGCCAUCAUAUCUUUCAGAUAUUAUUGGAUCAAAAAGCGUGCCAUGCGUUACUCAACUUUCGCAGAGCCGCGUCUUACAUUGCAGCUUGUAUGUACUACCUCAACAGAUCUCGAUUGUCACAUGUGUGGACGUUCAUGAAAUUUUCAAGCAUUCACUAA
This is a messenger RNA of Penicillium malachiteum, 198 nucleotides long. RefSeq lists its product as uncharacterized. The transcript has 2 exons. Bases 1 to 198 code for a protein of 65 amino acids. The record is from RefSeq and is a predicted model, not a curated record. NCBI's taxonomy places the organism in Eukaryota, Fungi, Ascomycota, Eurotiomycetes, Eurotiales, Aspergillaceae.